AUGAGGUUAACAGCAGAAGCAAGUGGAUUUGUCGUCCUUCUCCUGACUGUACCAGUGGUACAGAGUCAGAAUGGCUGGGGAGUGACUUACAAUCCAACUCAGAUCUGUGCCUUAAAAGGAUCAACAGUGGACAUAAAAUGUACCUACACAUAUCCAUCCAGCUUAAAUAAUCAUGAUACCAAAGUUCAGGAAACAUUCUGGUUUACGAAAGAGAGUAAUAACGUUUAUGUGGAUCUGAAAACGGACUCAAAGUAUUCAGGUCGUGUGGAGUAUAUUUGUCAGAACAAACGCUGCACUCUGAGAAUCACAGACCUGAGAGAGAGCGACUCAGCUGAGUACAAGUUCAGGUUCAUAACAAACCAACCAGGUGGGACAUAUACUGGUUUACCUGGAGUCACUCUGUCUGUCACAGAUCUCCAGGUGCAGGUGAGCAGAUUACAGGUCUAUGAGUCUUAUAACACGGCAGAGCUGACGUGUAACAGCAGUUGUCUUCCACCUGGUCAUCAUUACUACAUCUGGUACAAGAAGAACAAGCCCAUUUCGGAACAAACAUCUAAUUCUUAUUCAGCCUCCUUUGAUCCUGCAGACAGUUUUUCCUGUGCUGUACGAGGAUAUGAGAAGUCUUGCUCUCCUUUAGUGUAUGCUCCAAAGCUUCCCUCUGUCUCAGUGAGUCCUUCUGCUGAGAUAGUGGAGGGCAGUUCAGUGACUCUGACCUGCAGCAGUGAUGCUAACCCAGCAGCUAAACACACCUGGUACAAGGAGAACCAAACUCUGCUCAGUAAAGAACCACAGCUUGUCUUCAGCUCCAUCCAGUCCUCUGACUCUGGAGAGUAUUACUGUGCAGCUGAGAACCAGCUGGGGAGGAAGACAACUAAAUACAUCAUUAAUGUGAAAUAUGCUCCAAAGCUUCCCUCUGUGUCAGUGAGUCCCUCUGCUGAGAUAGUGGAGGGCAGUUCAGUGACUCUGACCUGCAGCAGUGAUGCUAACCCAGCAGCUAAAUACACCUGGUACAAGGAGAACCAAACUCUGCAUCAAGGCCAAGAAGGAAGUUAUUAUUUCAACUCCAUCAGCUCUGAGGACAAAGGAAUCUACUAUUGUAUGUCUGAGAACCAGUAUGGGCAGAUCAACUCUACAUCGCUAUUGUUAAAUGUCCAGUAUGCUCCAAAGCUUCCCUCUGUGUCAGUGAGUCCCUCUGCUGAGAUAGUGGAGGGCAGUUCAGUGACUCUGACCUGCAGCAGUGAUGCUAACCCAGCAGCUAAUUAUACCUGGUACAAGGAGAACCAAACACUGACUCAAGGACCAGAAGGAAGUUAUUAUUUCAACUCCAUCAGCUCUAAAGACACAGGGAUCUACUACUGCAAGUCUGACAACAGAUAUGGACAGAUCAACUCUUUAUCUCUAUUGUUAAAUGUCCAGUAUGCUCCAAAGCUUCCCUCUGUGUCAGUGAGUCCCUCUGCUAAGGUAGUUAAGGGCAGUUCAGUGACUCUGACCUGCAGCAGUGAUGCUAACCCAGCAGCUAAUUAUACCUGGUACAAGGAGAAUGAAGACUCACCAAAAGCAUCAGGACAGAACUUCACCAUCACUGUUGUCAGACCUGAACACAGUGGGAAAUAUUACUGUGAAGCCCAGAACAAAAGAGGACGUCAUAACUCCACCCUGCAUCUGACUGUUGUGGCAGGUUUAUGGAAAUUAGCAGUCUUUGGAACAACCCCUGCUGUUUUCCUGGCUAUCAUAUGGCUCUCUGUCCUCCUACUGAUAAAGAAAAAGACAUCCUCCAAGCAAUCAUCGGAGCCUGGAGAUAGACCAGACGACAGGGAACAGGAUGACCUUCAUUAUGCCAGUUUCCACUUCUCCAAUAAUCAGACAGAUCCUGUCUACUCCAACAUCAUACCAGCUGUCCCCCGAAGACAAAAGGAGGAAGAGGAGGAGGAAGAACUUGUUGAGUACGCUGCUGUCCAAUUUAACAGUGCCAGUACUGCCCCAAGGACCAGAAGUCAGGAAACUGUGGAGGAUCCAGCUGCAUUGUACAGUACAGUCAACAAAACUGCUGAACACAACCGGAACGUCUAAUCUGUGCUUUCUGUCAUUUUCAUCUGUGAGAGCAGCAUGGGUCUAGGGAUGGCAAAGUUAGUCGGCUGGUUGGUUUGGCGGUCAAUUGGUUCGCCACUUUGGUCCAGACUGAAAUAGCUCAACAACUACUUCAUGGAUUGCCAUAAAAGUGUUUACUGACAUUUUGAUCCCAAGAGGUGAGGACUGGUUAACACGAUUGUCCCUGAAGGGAAAUUUGGCUUGGGCACAGUGCAUUGUUUCCUCAUAAAAUCACAAAAAACACAUCACAUUACAUCAACAAGUAUCUGAGAAUCAUUGACAUGUUGUAGUACUUCAUAAGAGGAAAACAUAAAAACGAAGAAAAAGGACAUUGUUAACAACACAGUGCCAUGGAUUAAAGCGCAAGCGCUUAUGUACUAGUGCGGUUAUUGCACGUUGCCCUAUUGCACCGAGGAUGCAGACUUUGGUGAUCCCCAGACUUUAACCCUGCACCACAACCAUGGUGACAUGUUUUUUGUUUGUGACAUGUUUUGACAACUAUUGAAUGGAUUGUCAUUUGGUACAAAUAUUCAUCUUGCCCUGAGGAUAAAUCUUAAUGGCUUUGGGGAUUUCCUGACUUUUCAUCUGUCUAUCAAAAAUAUCUAAACUAAUUUCAUGAAAUGUGUUAUUUGCUUCUUUGGUUUAUGACCAAAUCCCUGAAAAAUGAAUGACAUUCUCAGCAGCCUCAGCUGUACUUUCUGUUUAGUGCUGAUUAACAAAUGUUAGAAACUAACACAACUAACAUGGUGAAUAUGAUAAACAUUAUACCUGCUAAACAAAACUAGAACCCACUUGUAAAAACAUUUCUCCAUAAUGUGGUCAAAAACUCUGCAGGAUACAUUUUAACCUUAUUUAAAGAUUAAUGUCACAUACCAAACAUUAUCAUAAUUCUUCCACAGUAUGGCUUCAAACAUACUGUAUCUCUGUAGUACUGUAUCACAUGCUUAACAGGAGGUAAGCUUGAAAUUAUAAUUUUUUAUGCGUAUUAUUAAAUUUGCUAUUUAAAAGCACAUCGGGAGAGAUAGUAAGAGGAGAGAGGGACAUGCAUUAGGUGAUCUUGUUGUAAUUUCAUACUGUUGCCACUAGAUUGUAGUCAAAAGCCAUAUUUUAAAUCCCAUAAAGUACAUUUCUCUCUUAUCUGUGUAAACUGUCUAUUUUCACCUCAUUGUUACUCCCCUCUUUUUUUGUUUUUUUUCCCAGUUCCAUUAGCACAAUAUCACAAUAAUUGUUAUUUCUACUCCAUUAUUA
Messenger RNA from Micropterus dolomieu (smallmouth bass), 3336 nucleotides. Its product is annotated as B-cell receptor CD22-like. Lineage: Eukaryota; Metazoa; Chordata; Actinopteri; Centrarchiformes; Centrarchidae. The transcript has 10 exons. Bases 1 to 2070 code for a protein of 689 amino acids. The record is from RefSeq and is a predicted model, not a curated record.